Molecule: messenger RNA, 1089 nt
Organism: Lachancea nothofagi CBS 11611
Lineage: Eukaryota; Fungi; Ascomycota; Saccharomycetes; Saccharomycetales; Saccharomycetaceae
Source: the annotation of a GenBank genome assembly
AUGGAAAUAGACAACGACGUGGCAAUGCAAGACGUUACUGAGGAGCGUCUGGACCCUACGCUGGAUGAGGACGCAUCUGCAGAGCUGCACGAUGGCGCAAACUCGAGCGAAGGGCCCGGCGCGUCUGGCAUAGCGGACCACAAGGCGUCCAAGCCACUGCAGCUGGACGCAGGCAACAUUGGACAACUGGAUCAGUGGAUUGAGCAUCUCGGCAAGUGCCAGGUGCUAUCAGAAGAAGACGUCGCGCGCCUGUGCAAAAUGGCAGUCGAUGUCUUGCAGUUCGAGGAAAACGUGCAGCCGGUCAACGUGCCGGUAACGAUAUGUGGCGAUGUUCACGGUCAGUUUCACGACCUAAUGGAGCUGUUCAAAAUCGGGGGACCUUGCCCGGACACCAACUAUCUGUUCAUGGGUGACUACGUUGAUAGAGGCUACUACUCGGUCGAAACUGUGUCAUAUUUGGUGGCCAUGAAGGUGAGAUACCCCAAGAGAAUCACCAUCCUCAGAGGUAACCACGAGUCUCGUCAAAUCACACAAGUCUACGGGUUUUACGACGAAUGUUUACGGAAGUACGGUAGCGCCAAUGUCUGGAAAAUGUUCACGGACUUGUUCGAUUACUUCCCCAUUACUGCAUUAGUCGAUAACAAAGUGUUUUGUUUACACGGCGGGCUGUCGCCGAUGAUCGAAACCGUGGAUCAGGUCCGCGAGCUUAAUAGAAUACAAGAAGUACCACACGAAGGUCCCAUGUGUGAUCUACUUUGGUCUGAUCCAGACGAUAGAGGCGGAUGGGGUAUCAGUCCAAGAGGAGCCGGUUUCACUUUUGGCCAAGACAUCAGCGAACAGUUUAAUCACACAAACGACUUGUCGCUCAUCGCCAGAGCACAUCAAUUGGUUAUGGAAGGCUAUGCAUGGUCACAUCAACAAAACGUAGUCACCAUUUUCAGUGCACCCAACUAUUGCUAUCGAUGCGGGAAUCAAGCUGCCAUCAUGGAAUUUGAUGAAAAUCACAACCGUCAAUUUCUCCAAUACGACCCGUCCAUGAGACCUGGCGAACCCACCGUUAGCAGGAAAACUCCUGAUUAUUUCUUAUGA